AUGCCUUGGCCAGGCUCGGGUCCAGGCGACUACCACCCCCCAGGCGUCUUCCUCGAUGUCCUCGCCCGCUCAUCGGUGCACGUACCACGGGAGAUCGACAUUGCCGAGCCACCCGCACUCGACUCCGCCCUGGUCGCACUCGCCUCGGACGCUGGGGACUGGACCGAGCCGUACAUCAGCUACCUUGAGCGCCAGGUACUGCCGAUGGAUGAAACAGAGACACGCACCCUCGUGCGCUGCUGCAAGUCCUUUACCAUCAUCAACAACAAACUCUACAAACGUAGCAUCUCCGGAAUAUUCCAGCGCUGCGUCACCGCUGAUGAAGGCCGCAAGAUCCUCCGAGACAUCCACGCAGGCGACUGCGGCCAUCAUGUAGGCGCCCGCUCGAUCGUGGCCAAAGCUUUCCGGCACGGCUUCUAUUGGCCAACAGCCCAUAACGACGCUGUCGCUAUUGUUCGAGCAUGCGCUGGUUGCUAG
This is a messenger RNA of Lolium perenne, 477 nucleotides long. RefSeq lists its product as uncharacterized. The record is from RefSeq and is a predicted model, not a curated record. Lineage: Eukaryota; Viridiplantae; Streptophyta; Magnoliopsida; Poales; Poaceae.